Messenger RNA from Oppia nitens, 1276 nucleotides. Its product is annotated as actin maturation protease-like. The transcript has 3 exons. The record is from RefSeq and is a predicted model, not a curated record. The coding region runs from base 335 to 1276 and encodes 313 amino acids. NCBI's taxonomy places the organism in Eukaryota, Metazoa, Arthropoda, Arachnida, Sarcoptiformes, Oppiidae.
UAUUGGUUUUAAAGUGUUGUCCAAACAAAUGAUAUAAUAUUUUAUCAUAUGUUUGACAAUCACUGUCUGAUUGUGAUAUACCAUCACUGAUGGAUCCAUUCAAACCACGGCUAAUAUUAAGUGGUAUUCAUUGUAUGAGUUGAGUCAUGCGCUGGCAAUACAUUUCAAGACAAUAUACUAAUUAAUCCAAAGGUCUUGAAAGCCAUAAAUAGACUAAAAGUUUGAUAAGUUAUUCAAGUCUUGCUUUUUAUGUCUAUAUUUAUCUUUAACUUCAAUAACAAAAUAAAAAUAUCAGACUUUGUGUGAUAUAUUGAUCGGUCUUUGCUUGAUAUGAAUGUCAAUGGAAGUGAAGACAAAAGAAAACAGCUCUCAGAUGUCAUCUGAAGAUUGCAAUCAAUGUCACAACGAGUGGUCUCAAGAAUCGUCUAACGGAUCAAAUGAUGACAAAACAAAAAAUGACAGUAAUUUUGAGAUCUCAUCCAACGCUUGUACUAAGUAUUGGAAUUACUUUACUAAAGAUUUGGAAGAAGAGGACAUUGUAAUGAUAUCGUUGUAUAACAACGUCGAUAAUGUCCUACAAUCGGGUCCCAAAUGUGGUUUAGUGGCACUAUUGAUGUGUCAGUCAUUGGUAUUAAAUCAUAACUCAUACCUAACUCAAGAAGAUUUGUUUGAAUCGGCAAAACAAAUGGGUUUCAGCAAAACGGGUGAAAUGUUUUCGGUUGAAAAUAUGGCGAAACUAACGCAUAGGCUAUUAUCAGUAGAGACUGAGAUCAAAGUCAACUUAAAUGAGAGGAUCAAUGAAUUAGUGUCACAUUUAGCAAAAGGAUUGCCAGUUCUGGUACCUUAUGAUUCCGAUGCCAACCACGAGCCGACUCUUUUGGGCGGUCAGAGAGCGCACUGGGCUAUCAUACUAGGCUUUUGCAUAAUUGUUAAUAAAAGUAAUAUAAAUAACAUUGAUUUAUGUGGUAUUAGAGACCAAUACAAUCACCAAUUAUAUCAUUUAAAACCUAAGCACUUAUUAACGAAAUGUGUUUUGGAUAUCAUUGAUAAUAGAAAGUAUAAAAAAAUUUUGGUUUAUGCAAAACAAGGGAAAAGUAAAUAUUUGCAUAUUUGGAGUUUUAAUCGUUUGUGUCAAAGUAAUUGUAAUUUAGUUAAAACUAGUCUUAAACUAAAUAAAUCUGAUAUUGUAUUACCAGAAAAUGGUGGUAUAAUUAAAGGUUUAAAUAAUCAAUGUUUGUUUGUAACAAAAAAUGCUAUUGUUGAUAGUAGACAAUAG